AUGGACAAUCUGCCUACUGAGAUCGUGGCCCACAUUGGUCUGUUCGCAGGCGCCGAAGGCUUACCUGCUCUGCGGUCUACCGGACGUCUCGCCAACAAUGCUUCCAUCAAUCACUUCGCGAGGAUAUGCUUCAGAUCGUUCGAGAUCCCUGUCACCCCAGAAUCUCUUUAUAAGCUGUACCGAGCCGCUUCACACCCCAAAUUCCAGGACUUGGCUUCGUCUUUACUUGCACACGCGUGGUCUACGUUUGAUGCAUUCGCCAACCGUGAUCAGAAGGUGACCAUUCAGGUCAAGGUCAACGCAGUCGCGAUUCGAGGCUCCACGUCCAUCGAGACAACCAUCAACCAAUUCCCAAAUUACAUCACGCGUGCCAACUCAUUCAAGUCUUUCCUGCAGGAGCCACUCACCCUGAACUUUCCUUCGCCUCCCGAGAGUCCCCGUACUGCGCCCCUGAGAACCCUCUUCUUUCGCAACCUUGCAAUCGAUUCGAUCACUGAGAACAUUCAUGUCCUUUACUCGGACUUGUCACCUAUCGCUGGAAUCACCUACGAUGCUACUACUCAGACACUGCUUAUCGAAGGGCUUGAGGUCAAGCAUCUGCUGGAGCUGCGGUCCUUCAUCAGGGGCAUUCAUCUGAAAAAGCUCGUCCUUAGGCACACUGCUAUGGACACGACUACGAUUGAGAGAGUGUGCUUUACACACUGUGCUACGUUGGGCACCGUUCUCAUGGAAGACGUAAAAAUCUGGGAUCUCUGGUCAGAGGGCGACAGUGUCCCGGCUUGUUGGAAGGAGAGUCUCGCCAGUAUCUCUCGUCUUCCAGCACUGAAGAUUUGCAGCCUGCCUGUGCAGGUGUCCAACUUCUUCGCAAGUGGUAUGGCCACUGUACACCACAAUCUCGAAGUCUGGAUCAACAACACCCAGUGGUAG
This is a messenger RNA of Aureobasidium musti, 927 nucleotides long. Lineage: Eukaryota; Fungi; Ascomycota; Dothideomycetes; Dothideales; Saccotheciaceae. The record is from the annotation of a GenBank genome assembly.